This is a messenger RNA of Zasmidium cellare ATCC 36951, 2154 nucleotides long. RefSeq lists its product as uncharacterized. Gene Ontology annotation, cellular component: nucleus. The coding region runs from base 1 to 2154 and encodes 717 amino acids. Gene Ontology annotation, molecular function: protein binding. The transcript has 2 exons. Lineage: Eukaryota; Fungi; Ascomycota; Dothideomycetes; Mycosphaerellales; Mycosphaerellaceae. The record is from RefSeq and is a predicted model, not a curated record.
AUGCCGUUUCACUCCCACCACCACGGACAACAAGUACCCAACGUUGCUGGCGGCAUCUUUAACUCUUUAGGCGCCGCUUCAGUGGCUGCCCCCAAUCUGCAGAGGAUAGCCUCCGGCCAAACGACCGCCGGCACUGACACCUUCGCCCAACCCAACGACCCGAACCUCUACGGCGGCAGCAACAGCAGGGAGCAAGAUGCAGGAAUGGCACACAAUAUACAGACUGGCAGACUAGGCCUUGAUCAGUCGGCACCGCUGUCAGCGCCCGUGUCUGCCGUACCCAACGAGUCACAGCAGUUUGGCACUCCGCGAAGGACGCAUACCCAGCGAGUGUCUGAAGACCUCCGCGUACCCUCCAACGCUCCACCCUUACAGCAGUACGCGACGCCGCAGCAGCAAACUUACCAGGAUACCAUCUAUUCGGGGGCCAUUGCGCCGUCGUUCAACCUACAACAAGCAACUCCACAGGGCUCGCAUUCAGCCACUCUGCUUUCCAGCGCAGGUGUAGGGAACGCUUUGCCAGGCGCACUUCAGCCCGCUGGAGGAGCCUCGCGCCCUGUUACCUCGUCCACAUUCACAGCACCUGCGACAGUGCCCACUAUGCAACAACAGCCUCUCCAGACCAAUGCUUCACAAUACGCACAGGCCCAGACACAGCCUCCUUCCCGAACAAACACCCUUCAUAGCCAUUCGCGAAGUAGUCCUGGAGGCCUGGACGGCGCGCAGAGAUACAUACCCUUCAACCAGACGCCGACGCAAACGCCUACGGCCUCGAAUCCGAAAGCCUACAACAUCUCCAAUGCCCAGACCCCAUCGGCUGGGCCCUCGCACAGCCCUCUUAAUCUCACAGAUAUCCGAUCGCGCGCAAUAUCAGACGCUAAUGAAGGUCCGCAAGGAACGGCAUUCUUCAGCUAUUCUGACUCGCCUACGAACUCGAAUUACCUCGCCCCGUUCCCCACGUACGCUUACGAUUGGUGCAAAUGGCCCGUCAUGGGAGGCAGUGGAGCAGGCAAAAUGGCAGUUGGAAGCUAUCUGGAGGAUCCCCACAACUUCAUUCAGAUAUUGGACACGAAUGUCGUGCCGCAAGAGGUGACGAGCCAGGGACAGUCGCCUUAUGGGCUGGAAUAUAGCAAAGUUGCUGAGGCGACCUGCGCUUAUCCAGUGACCAGAAUACUAUGGGAGCCUCCAAGCUCGCAGAAGCAAAGCACUGACUUGUUGGCCACGAGCGGAGACCAUUUGCGGCUUUGGAGUCUUCCAGCACCCGGAACACCUCACUCGAGUAACAACAUCAAUCGCACUGCUGCUGCAAACUCUCGAGAGCCACCGCCACAAAAGCUGCAACCUUUGGCGUUGCUUUCCAACAGCAAAACGCCCGAACAUACCGCCCCCUUGACCUCUUUGGAUUGGAAUACCCUCUCACCGAAACUUAUCAUCACCUCGUCGAUUGACACGACCUGCACAAUUUGGGAUAUACCCACCCUCACAGCGAAAACACAACUCAUCGCUCACGACAAGGAGGUGUUUGACGUCCGCUUCUGCGCUGGAUCCGUCGACGUAUUCGUGUCUUGCGGAGCCGACGGCAGUGUUCGCAUGUUUGAUCUGAGAAGCUUGGAACAUUCGACUAUCAUCUACGAGCCUGCCGAGAAGUCCGAUAAAGCUUCCUCGCCGAGCGCUUCCUCGCCGUCGAAAUCCACAAGUCAAACACUUUCACCGGCACCUCCGCUCCUGAGACUAGCGGCGUCCCCUCACGAUUCACACCUUCUCGCUACGUUUGCAGCGGAUAGUAACAUCAUCCGCAUCCUCGACGUACGGCAGCCUGGUACUGCCUUGCUAGAACUCCGCGGCCACCAAAGCGACCUCAGGAGCAUUGAGUGGAAUCCGAACCGAAGAGGGAUGCUAGCAUCAGGCGCAGACGACAGCCUCGUCCUGGUAUGGGACCUGCUCAACUCAUCGAACCAAGCCGCCGUGCCCACGGUCAACGGCAAUGGAUCCAGUGGGCAAACCGAAGUCCAAGGCAAAGGACCCCUAGCGAGCUGGAAGUGCGAGUACGAAGUCGCCAACGUGUCAUGGGCCCCUCAAAGCACAUUGACGACCCAAGGCGGCGACUGGCUAGGCGUAUGUGCAGGACGAGGCGUGUGGAGCGUGAAGCUCUAG